This is a messenger RNA of Drosophila navojoa, 1455 nucleotides long. RefSeq lists its product as uncharacterized. Lineage: Eukaryota; Metazoa; Arthropoda; Insecta; Diptera; Drosophilidae. The record is from RefSeq and is a predicted model, not a curated record.
ACAAGCGAGGUCAAGAAAGCGUGUGUGCAAUUGGUAACAGAUGAAAAAGUGCCAUUCUCUCUUUUUGAUUCUGCACCUUUUAAAGCGCUGACAGACCAAAUUUUUAAUGGGUUGCAGAUGAGCCCCAUUACCUCACGGAAUGUUAUGCAUCAUGUCACGGAAAAAUAUGAGCGCGAAAAGUCCGUCUUAAGAGAUCGACUUCAAAGUAAAAUGCUAUCGCUCAAAAUUGACAUUGCUUCUCGACAUUCCAAAGGCAUUCUGGGAUUAAACGUCUAAUAUUAUAGAAAUCAUGCCAUUGAAAUAAAGACAUUGGGCAUAAUUGAGCUGCAGCGCCAACACACAGGGCUCAAUUUGAGCAUUGAAAUCGAAAAUAUUUUGGCAGAAUUUUCGAUUUCAAAGCAGCAGUUAUAUACGAUAACAUCGGACAAUGGUAGAAAUAUCAUAAAGGCAAUUGAUUGUUUGAACGAGGAACUGGAAAGUGUGGUCAGUGCUGACAUCGAAAAUGAGCAGCUGAUGGACAGCAUAAAUGUUUUUUCGAUUUCAUCAAUUCGAUGUGCUGUUCACUCGUUGCAAUUAGCCGUGAAAGAUUUUUUGAGCAAUGAUGCAAGGGAUGCUACUGUUGCAAGUGCGCGAAAACUUGUAAAAGCUUUGCGCACACCGACGUUCAGACUAGCAAUUUCAACUACAGCGCUACCUCUGCCUGUCAUUGAUGUGCCCACCAGAUGGAGUUCAUGUUUUGAAAUGCUAAGAAGUGUAUGCAUAUACGAGGAGUUCAUCCAGCAACACUUGCCUGAAAACUUGCAACUCUCAAAGAAGCAAUGGGUUGACAUCAAAGUUCUGUUGUCUGUGCUGGAGCCUAUUUCAGAAGCCACAAAAAAGUUGCAAAGCGAACAACUUUAUUUUGGAGAUUUCUACAAGCUUUUUCUGGAAACAAAACUAAUGAUAAAGUCUAUGGUUAGCAACAUCCAUAGUGAGGAUCUAGCUAAAAGCUUGGAAAAGCGUGAAGAAAUACUCACAACGAAUGAGGUAAUUCUUUCGUCAAUUUAUUUGGAUGCCAGAAUUCGUCGAAUUCUUCUAAAGAAUCCACUUCAGCUGGCGGCAGCCAAAAAUCAUUUGGUAGCAUUGAUGCGCCAAAUACUUGCCCUAAAUAAAAAGGAGAGCCACACAAUCGAUAAAGGGAUUUCGCCAGAGGUCUCACAGGCAACGUCGAGUCAACCGGACGAUGGCCUUGAACUGAAUUCGCAAAGCACUUGUUCAUUUUUAAACGCAUAUUUGAACUCUAUUGAGGUUGCGUCUGACUGUGAAGAGUCUGAGGAAGAGGACGAACCGGAACUAAAAUUGGCCAUAACCGAAAUUUAUGGAUAUUCCCCAAAACCCAUAGAUUUAAACGUGGACAUUAUGUGCUAUUGGGAGGAUAAAAAGUUCACGUAUCCACGAUUGUACCGUCUUGCGAAG